Messenger RNA from Salvelinus namaycush (lake trout), 3233 nucleotides. RefSeq names its product toll-like receptor 8. Lineage: Eukaryota; Metazoa; Chordata; Actinopteri; Salmoniformes; Salmonidae. Gene Ontology annotation, biological process: toll-like receptor signaling pathway; positive regulation of interleukin-6 production; canonical NF-kappaB signal transduction. The record is from RefSeq and is a predicted model, not a curated record. Gene Ontology annotation, molecular function: protein binding; pattern recognition receptor activity. The transcript has 2 exons. Bases 1 to 3105 code for a protein of 1034 amino acids. Gene Ontology annotation, cellular component: plasma membrane.
AUGAAGGAACACUGGUUUCCCCUUUCCCCUGCCUUUCAGAGACUGCUGUUCUUCCUGGUGUUGCUGUGUCUCUCCCUCUCCUGCUCUGGGAGGACCUGGGCUCAGAGGAAACUACCCUGCGAUGUCAUCUCUCUCAACCAAUCAGAGUCCUUUGACUGCUCGGACAGGAAGCUACUCCAGGUACCCCAGGAUAUCAGCCGGAAUGCCACACAGCUCGACCUUUCCUCCAACCGGAUCAAGAAGCUCUCAGGCACCUCGUUCAGGAACCUCCGAAACCUGACUCGACUAGACUUUAGCAAUAACUUCAACCCCCAGAAACAUCCUCUGACAAUAGAGAACCAAACAUUCUCCAUGCUGGAUCAGCUCAAGGAACUGCUCCUCGAUAGUAAUGGUCUUUCUGCAGUGCCAAGUGCCCUUCCGUCCAGGCUGCGGUUUCUGAGCCUGAAGUUCAACUGCAUCAAAACCAUCAGGCCAAACGACUUCAUGCAUGUCAGACUCUUAGAAACAAUCCACUUAAUUGGAAAUUGCGACUACGGGAGUGUCUGUAAUGGACCCCUAGUCAUCGAAAACAGAACUUUCUCCCACCUCACCUACCUUGCUAGUUUAUCGCUGUCAAACAACAGAUUGAUAGGUGUCCCCCAGUUCCUCCCGCCAUCCCUCCAGCAGCUCAAACUCAAACAGAACACUAUCACCCACAUUCACCAGCAUGAUUUUAAUGGCCUCACUAGCCUGAGGCUUCUGGGCCUGUCAGGUAACUGCCCUGUGUGUUCUAACACCCCGUUUUUCUGCUCGCCCUGUAAUACAUCCAAUGGGGCACUACAGAUCCACCCAUAUGCCUUCAGGAAGUUAUCCAAGCUGCAGGAGCUGAGACUAUCCGGAAACUCUCUAGAUCACCUACAGUCCUCCUGGUUUGAGAACCUCACCAACUUACGCUACCUGUACCUUUCAUUCAACCGUCUAGUUGGUGAGAUAGCCAAUGGGGACUUCCUCUCUGUGUUACCUGGCGUAGAGGUGAUGGACUUGUCUUACAAUCACCCUGGACAAUCUUCAUAUUCCCACAACUUGAAGCUCUCUAUGAACUUUUCCAACCUGACAUCUCUGAAGACAUUACACCUAGAAAACUAUGUUUUUUCAACUCUUCACAAAAAUGACUUGAACCCACUUUACAAUUUAUCUCACCUGUCUGUGCUCAAUUUGGGAACUAACUUUAUAUAUCAGACAAACCUCUCAUUGUUUGGCAUGUUCCACAACUUGUCCAGUGUUGGCCUCUCUGAGAACAAAUUUGCUUUCCUGUCUAAGAAAGAAUAUGUUUUGUCAAUAUGUGGGUGUAGCUGUGGCUAUGAGGUGAAUAGAGACAGGUUUGGGCCUUAUGUACACAAGGAUCGACUCUAUCGUCGCCAUCUGCCUAACAUUAAGUCAAAGUGUAUUGCAUACGGUCCAGUGCUUGACCUUAGCAGAAACAACAUCUUCCACAUAAACCCCGAUAUGCUGCAAGGCCUGGACAACACAGCUUGUCUCAACCUGUCAUCUAACUCCAUUGGAGACAUGUUCAACGGUAGUGAGUUUGUACAUUUCCCCAAACUUAAGUACUUGGAUCUAUCCCGGAAUAAGAUCUACCUGCGCUAUGAGCAUGCAUUCAGUGAGCUAACAGAACUGGAGGUGUUGGACCUGAGUCAUAAUAAUCAUUACUUUGUGGUGGCAGGGCUAAACCACAGUUUAGCAUUCAUGGAAAACCUGGGUUCUCUGAAGGUUUUGAACCUGAGCUGGAACGAGAUCAGCACCCUCACUCAUAACAACAUCUCAAGCAGCUCCCUGCAGGAGUUGAACUUCCAAGGCAACCGCCUAGACAUCAUGUGGAAAAUAUGCCAGAACUAUGAACUUUUCAGGGCGCUCCAAAACCUGACUUCCCUGGAUCUGUCAUACAACAAACUUCACCGUGUACCGCCUGAGGUCUACAAACACUUCCCUAAGACCCUGAGACGCCUGUCUCUGAGUAAAAACCGACUGAAGGUCUUUGACUGGGAGACGCUCACACAACUACCGCAUCUGGAGGAGCUGGACUUGAGUAAGAACAAACUGGAGCAGGUGGUCUGUGCUUUAACCAGUUCACUAAAGUUUCUGGACCUGAGCCAUAACAGAAUUUCCCAGCUGGCGCCAGGUUUCCUCAGGGGCGCUAGGAGCCUGUAUGUGCUGGACCUCAGCUUCAACCUUUUGGAGCUCAUCAACCAGACCACGUUUGAGUCUGGAGCAGAGAACCACCUCCAGCAGCUGUCCCUACAGGGCAACCCGCUCCACUGCACCUGUGACCUGUUGGACUUCCAUCUGUGGAUGAGGAGAAACGAGGUGGAGCUCCCUCUGCUGGCCACUGAGGUGACAUGUGACAUGCCCGUGGAGAGGAGGGGCAAGUCUGUGUUGAGCUAUGACAUAGAGGAGUGUGUGAACGAUGAAAACGCAAUGGCCUUCUGCAUCAUCACGUCAUUUCUCAUCAUUCUCACUCUGUUGGUAUCUCUCACAGCACACCUGUUCUACUGGGAUCUGUCCUAUAUUCUGGACUACUGUGGUGCCAAGAUGAAGCAUCACCGUCGCUUAGUGCCCACAGACUUUAUCUACGACGCCUUUGUCAUGUAUGACACCGCAGACCCGCUGGCUUCUGAUUGGGUAUUAAACCAUCUAAGGGUGGAGCUAGAGGAGCGUGGAGAGAGGGCACGAUCCCUCUGCCUGGAGGAGCGUGAUUGGACACUGGGUAUGCCUGUCAUGGACAACCUGUCCAAUAGCGUGCGGCAGAGCAGGAAGACAGUGUUUGUGCUGACGGAAGGCUUCCUGUUGCGUGGUGUAGUCAAAAUGGCUGCCCUGCUGGUGCAACAGCGGCUGGUGGAGGAGGGGGUGGACGCCAUGGUGCUGCUGCUACUGCAGCCCCAGGUCUUGCAAUGCUCACGCAUCCUCCACCUGCGCAGGCGGCUCUGCAGGCGCAGUGUUCUGGAGUGGCCCGCGGAUGCCAGUCCAGCUGCCCAGCGAUGGUUCUGGCACCACCUGAAGAGAACCAUUCGGAAAGAUCAGAUAGGCACUCACACAUCCCUACACAGCACAUACUUCACUGGGCGGUGAACCUACAGACAUUAGAGAAACUUAUGACUCUUAGAAAGUAAAAGUUAAGGAUAUGGGUGACCUAAGACUACUGUAUAAUUUUGAAUAUUAAAUGUGGAGAGAGCAUGAAGACUGUGAUGAAGGCAACA